AAAAAGGCUCUGUAGAAUGUGCUACAUGCAGUACAGAUAAUUCAAGGACUAGGAGAGCACUGGAAGAAUGAAGACAUGAGAGUGAGCAGGGAGAAUGGGGCAGGUCGGUUGGAAGGGUCUGUGUCUGUCGCUUUUUGAUUAUAAAACUGAAAAAUAUGUCAUUGCGAAGAACAAGAAGGUGGGAAUUCUCUAUCGAGUGGUGCAGCUGUCCAUCCUGGCUUACCUGGUGGGGUGGGUAUUUGUCAUCAAGAAAGGCUACCAGGACUCUGACACCUCCAUCCAGAGCUCCGUCAUCACCAAACUGAAGGGUGUGGCUUUCACCAACACCUCGGAGCUGGGAGAGAGGCUGUGGGACGUCGCCGACUAUGUCAUUCCCCCACAGGGUGAAAACGUUUUCUUCGUUAUGACAAAUCUGAUUGUGACCCCAAACCAAAGGCAGGACACGUGCCCUGAGAGUACUGGCAUUCGAGAUGCACUGUGCAGCAAGAACAGGGACUGCCCUGCGGGGGAAGCUGUGAUAGCUGGCAAUGGGGUCAAGACUGGCCGCUGUUUGAAAGUCGGGAGCAACACCAAUGGGACGUGUGAAAUAUUAGCGUGGUGUCCAGUGGAGAAAAAGUCCAAGACCAAGAAACCGCUUUUAGCGAAUGCAGAAAACUUCACUGUUUACAUCAAAAACUCCAUCCGCUUCCCUAAGUUUAAAUUCUCCAAGACUAAUGUGCUAAACACUGAUAACGAUUCCUACCUGAAAAACUGCCACUACAGUGAACAGCACCUUUACUGCCCCAUAUUCCACCUGGGCAAACUCGUGACCUGGGCUGGGAACAACUUUCAGGACAUGGCAUCUGAGAACUCCUGGACCUUGCAUGUUAAAUGUCACCAUCCCUGCCACAGCCAGCUUCAACAGUGUCCCUUGAAGGAGAAGGUGGGUGAGGUGAUAUCUUUUAUUGGACCAACUCCUGUUGGUGAAAGGGACAUGCUUUUGAGUUACACAGAGCUGUUGUUCAGGUCCCUUGAAGGACUACAUUUAACUAUACUCCCUAAAGGGAACGUAGCUUUCAUGACUACACCAUUGACUGGUGCAUCCAUCUGUGGAAUCCUUUCAAGUCCAAAGAAAUACAGAAUAUUUUGCUGUUGGUGCUUAGGGUGAAAUUCACCCCUGUACAGAGGAGCCAGCACAAGACCUAAGCCCCUCUCAAGUCCCUGCACAAUUAGGGUUAAGUGCUGCACAGACCUCAUGCUGGCCCUCUGCACAGGGCAGAAUUUUAUCCUUAGUGGACAAAUGUCCUUUCUGGUAAAGUGAACACGUCAGCUAAUAGGAACUUAAUGAACACCCGGGGCACGAAAAUCCUCAUUACAACAGAGAGUACAGGUGGGUCCUAGGUGGGGUUGGAGCUGGUGUCAGGGCACUGUGAGGAAGCUCUCAGUGAAGCUGUCUCCAGAUGCCCAGCAUGGGAAGAGCCAAGAUGCCUGUAGAAAAAUAUGAUUAACUUCAAUUGCCCAAGUUUGGCUCAUCCUGAUCUGAGUAUGAGUGGAGGAGCAGGGGAGCCUACCUCUCCUCUUUUAUCUCCCUCAAGGGACACGUGGCAGAGGAGCAGAUGUGAUUUAAAAAUGAACAAACCAGGACAAGCUACUGAAAACAUGUCUCUCUUUCGUUAAGGGUGGUGUGAUAGGAAUUCAGAUUGAAUGGGACUGUGAUCUUGAUAAACCUCCUUCUGAAUGCAACCCUCACUAUUCUUUUAGCCGUCU
Messenger RNA from Gopherus evgoodei (Goodes thornscrub tortoise), 1746 nucleotides. RefSeq names its product purinergic receptor P2X 5 (gene P2RX5). The record is from RefSeq and is a predicted model, not a curated record. Gene Ontology annotation, cellular component: plasma membrane; nuclear inner membrane. Gene Ontology annotation, molecular function: purinergic nucleotide receptor activity; ATP binding; extracellularly ATP-gated monoatomic cation channel activity. Gene Ontology annotation, biological process: response to ATP; monoatomic cation transmembrane transport. The coding region runs from base 95 to 1147 and encodes 350 amino acids. The transcript has 9 exons. Lineage: Eukaryota; Metazoa; Chordata; Testudines; Testudinidae.